UCGCAAAAUCCUCCACCUUGCACGCUCCGAGUGCCAUUGCAACAACUGAAUAGGGUUUUCCAGAAUGCCCUCCCUCAGAUCCCUUCCCAUUCGGAUCCUUCUUCCCUCUCCGGAAAUUAGGUUUUGCGAUUGAUCUGCUGUUUGCUGCGUUUCUCUGUUUUCUUAUUUGGGGAAGCAAAGCACAUUGUGAAUGAAUUUUGAUGAUUCGAUUCCUGUGAGAAUUAGUCUCUACUCUCAUCACCAUGAAAGGCUCGAUUCCGAAGGAGAAUCUGCAGAGCAAUGGCUGUUUACAGAGUGAGCUCGAAUCGUUGCUGCUUCAGCAGCAGCAUAACCGUGAUUUGAUGCUUCAAAGGGAGAGGGAAUUAGACAUUCACCGGAGCGGCAGUGCGCCACCGACCGUCGAGGGCGCAUUAGGCGCUGCCGGCAGCCUAUUCCGGCAUCCGAAUUUCGACGGCGCAAGCAGCAGCAGCGGCGGUAUUAACAAUGCCGCUGCCCUCAGUUUGCUGACAGAAGAGGAAAUCCGAUCCCACCCUGCUUAUUUGGAGUACUAUUAUUCGCACGAAAACAUCAAUCCUCGACUGCCACCGCCCCUGUUAUCCAAGGAGGAUUGGCGCGUCGCGCAACGCCUCAGGGCUGCCGGAUUCGACUUAGGUAGAAGCUUUUCCGAUAGCCGUGGAGGAGGCUUGUCAAUGUUCUCAACCCCACCGGGGCUAUCGAUGAAGAAACUGGAAGAUGAUGUAAUGGAGCUGAGAAAGGCUGCUUUCAGAAACCUGUCAAGGAAGAAUUCGACCGAAUCGUUGGAAAAGGCUGCCUUAAUGAACCUAUCUCAGAAGAACUCGGCAGAGUCGUUGGACAAAGCUGCUGCUGCUGCUGCUUAUAUAAACCUGUCUCAGAGGAAUUCCCUGGAGUCAUCACUCGACAAGGCUGCUUUUAUGAACUUUUCUCGGAAAGGUUCUGCCGAUUCAACGGCGGACAAAGCUUCUGCGGCUUUGAUGAAUCUAUCGUGGAAAAAGCCGCAAGACUUUCCGGACAAUGGCUUGAACAUGGCUGGCUCGACUUCGGGAAUGGGAGUUAGAAGGAAGAGCUUUGCAGACAUACUUCAGGAAGGUCUUAGCCAACCUCCAAAGUCGAACCUUUCACGAGCAUCUAGUCAGAAUUCGGUUGCAGAAGCUCUCGAUUCAAUGAGAAUAUCGAAUUCUCACGCAGACGAGAUGUGGGCUAAAGCCGAAUCUUUAGAAGCCACCAUGUCCGGUGCUCAGAGCUGCAUUCCAACCAAUCCUUGUUCCUUGAGAUCCUCUCUGGUUUCCGCCAGUCCUUCGGGGGAUGGAGUUAAUCGAUCCUGCAACAUCAACUCUGCUGCUGCUUCGAUGAACGCCUCUAAUCUUCAUCCGCCGAGCAUUUUCGAGAUAGCUGAUGUAGCUGCUGCUGCUGCUUCUCUUUCGGGAUUAAACAUGCCCAACGGUCAGCUUCACCCCGAAAAUAUAGCGGCGCUGCUUCAAAUGGGAAUCCCAAUAAGUCAUCAACAGAAUCUGCUGCAGCAUUACGGCGACAUUUCUAGAGUAAAAGCUCUGCCCGACAACAUGAAUGCUGCUGCCAAUUUGAUGAGGGCUAACGGAUCAACAACCGGCCUUAAUGUCCCGAAAUCAGCACUGUACGAGGCUGUGAAUUUUCCGAGGAGAACAUCUUCGACUGCUAAUCUUCAGCACAGUGCACCGCCGGCCAAUUUUUCGACUUUGGAAGAUCUCAAACUCCUGUGCCAGAACAAUAAUCUCACCGGCGACCAGACGAGACUUCAUUAUCCUGCUGUGGAUCCACAUCAACUACAAUACAUGCCGAGGAACUUGCCUCAAAUUCCAGGGAAUUCUUCUAAAGGGAUUCUUUAUGCCGGCGAACUUCAGGCUUUGGAGAAGGCUUAUCUCGAAGCUUUGUUUCUGCAACAGGCGCAGCAAUAUCAUCAUCAGCCGCAUUUCUUGCCGAAGAAUGGCAGCAUUAGCAAUCUGUACCCUCCGUUUCCUCCGUGCGCAGCUUCAUAUCAAGAAAACAUUGCAUUGGCUCAGAGUUCCGGAAUUGGCUCCAGGGGAGCUUCUCUAAUUCAGAACGAGAAAGCUGCUGAAAUGGCGUCGGCUUUGAGAAAUGCGAAGGGAGACGCCGGUGGCUUUUUGCAUCCGCAGACGGGUAGCAAUGCUGCUAAAGGGAAAUUCGAGUCGCUGUUAGAUGUUCUCAAGAACAAUAAGGCUAAAGCAUUGGAACUUUCCGACAUUACUGGUCAUGUUGUUGAGUUCAGCAUGGAUCAGUUCGGGAGCCGUUUCAUUCAACAGAAGCUGGAGACGGCUACUGUCGAAGAAAAGACGAGGGUACUACUUGAGAUCAUUCCCCUGGCUCGUGAGCUAAUGGUUGAUGUCUUUGGGAAUUAUGUCACUCAGAAGUUCUUCGAGCAUGGAACCAAAGGUCAACAGAGAGAAUUAGCGCGCCACAUGAUAGGCCAUGUUUUGCCGCUUACGCUACAAAUGUAUGGCUGCCGAGUCGUACAAAAGGCCUUGGAAGUCGUCGAUAUGGAGCUGCAGGCCGAGAUGAUAAAGGAGCUCAACGGUUCGGUGAUGAAAUGUGUUCAUGAUCAGAAUGGUAAUCAUGUGAUCCAGAAAUGCAUCGAGUGCGUCCCGCAGGAACACAAUCAGUUCAUCAUAUCAUCGUUCUUUGGACAAGUUGUGACUUUGUCCACACAUCCUUACGGCUGCCGUGUGAUUCAGAGGGUUCUCGAGCAUUGUACAGAUCCGAAAACUCAAGAAAUCAUCAUGGAAGAGAUAAUGUGUUCGGUUUGUAAGCUCGCUCAAGACCAAUACGGAAACUACGUGAUUCAGCACGUUGUGCAGCACGGAAAGCCGCACGAGCGAUCCACGAUCAUCAACAAACUUUCCGGGCAGAUAGUGAAAAUGAGUCAACAGAAGUUCGCAUCUAACGUCGUCGAGAAGUGCUUAACUUAUUGCAGUCCGGAAGAGCGCCAGCUCUUGGUGAACGAAAUGCUCGGUUCGACUGAUGAGAACGAGCCGCUCCAAGCGAUGAUGAAAGAUCCGUUCGGGAACUACGUGGUGCAGAAGGUUCUGGAGACGUGCGACGACAAGAGCCGGGAAUUGAUCCUCUCCCGCAUCAAGGCCCACUUGAAUUCACUCAAGAGGUACACUUACGGCAAGCACAUUGUCUCCCGCGUCGAGAAGCUCAUCACGACCGGAGAAAAGCACACGGGGCAAUCCUCCUCGACGUGAAGGUGCAAACAACGGUUCUGUAAAUACAUGAAUCGGGUUCGGGUCAGGCUCAGGCUCAGGGUCCGUUCCCAUUGGGGUAAGACGAGACUAAGAGUAUCUAACUAUCUAUCUAUAUUUAAUAUCUAUAUAUGGUUUUCGUUGUAUAUGCAUGCAUGGAGUAGCUCGCUCGUUCGUUCGGAGAAAUAAUAAGAUCGAUCGAUCGAUCGGGUUUCUGGCCGUCUUGCUAGUUAGUGUAAAGCUUUAGCCAACGAUAUAGUUUGGGGGAUUGGUGUGGCUGGAUAAGCUGUUGAUGAGGUUUUGAUCACUCUGUGUUCUGCAUUUCUUGUAGUUUGGGAUGAUGGUAUACAUAUAUAUAUAUAUAUAUAUAGAGAGAGAGAGAGAGAGAGAGAGAGAGAGAGAGAGAGAUUGAGAGAGAGGAGAUGCUGAGAUAUACAUGCAUAUGGUGUUUGUAACAAAGGUGAAAUUAAGGUAGCAAGUAGAAGAAGAUUGAAAUGUAAGGCAGGGAAUGAGUUGUUACCAUCCAUGGGGAACUGAAUCUGAGUGUAAAUUAUUGAGCAAUCAGGGAUGAUUUGUUUUCAAUGAUUGAAUGAAUGA
Molecule: messenger RNA, 3854 nt
Organism: Andrographis paniculata
Lineage: Eukaryota; Viridiplantae; Streptophyta; Magnoliopsida; Lamiales; Acanthaceae
Product: pumilio homolog 1-like
Exons: 10
Coding region: 243-3260 (1005 amino acids)
Biological process (GO): post-transcriptional regulation of gene expression
Cellular component (GO): cytoplasm
Molecular function (GO): mRNA binding
Source: RefSeq, a predicted model, not a curated record